AAAGGCGAAAGGGUGUCGCUGUUGAUUGCUGAUGGUUAAGGCCAGAGAGAGAGAUGUCCCAAAUUCAGGAAAGCAGUAUAUAGGAGCAGUCUGUGUGGAGACAGAAUUUAAAAAAAACAAGAAGUAAUUUAACGGAGAGGUGUACCAGAGUGCUAACAGCAAUCAUAAGGUACAUUACUGCCCCCACCCGCUUCUGUGGGGCUGGGUUCAGUGCAAUGAUGACGCAAUGAGUAACAGGGCGACAUUUUGUAAACAUUGUGAACAGAUGCGAUGGUGCUCGGUGCAGCGAAUGGCGACUUUGCAAUGUUCUGCAUUGUGGAACUGUGUAUAUAACGAAAAGUGCGUAUUUUGAAAGCAGUCUAAACCGUUCUCCCUCGCUGUUAACUCCGUGUGCACCGAGCAAGGGGGAGUUCCGCGGUUCGGACUGCGGAGAGGAUCCGACCUGCGGCUCCCGCUGGGCUGCUGGAUGUUGUUGCCGCUUUGUGUGCUUGGUGCGGAAGGCAGAAGAGAAUUGGUUGGUGCCCUUGGUUCUUCAGUUUUACUGGAUCCUGAAGUCAAAGUUGAUCCUGACAAGAAUGAAAUUAUUUGGACGUUUGUCACCAGCCACAAAAGCCCUGUCACCAUUCUACAUCACAUCCCAGAUUACAUGAAGUGGGCAGAACCCAGUGAACAGUUCAAGUCCCGUUUGCAGUUUAUUCCAUCUAAUGGUUCUCUAAUAGUAAACAGAUUAGAAGCCGGUGACCAAGGAGCUUACAGCUUCACUGUAGAUCAACGAGAACUGGAAAUAAUACAAUUGCUCCUCUUUGAUACGCUGAUGAAAGCUUUGAUAUUGACCAACUCCAGUUCCAUUGAUUCCACCAUCAGGCUCACCUGUAACGUCAGUGGAGAUCCUCAUGAGUAUCAGUGGUGGAAAGAUGGAGGGGAAGUCUCCCGGCUUCACCAGCUGAUAGACGGCAAUAGGACUCUUGUUAUCCUGAAGGCUUCAAGAUAUGACUGUGGAAUUUACACGUGUGUGGCAACUAAUCCCGUCAGCUCCAUCCAGGCAGAUUACACCCUAAUUAUUGCUGGCUUUCCCCCUGAGGACGUUGCAGUUAUUACUCUGUCAAUCAUAGAACUGGUGAUUUCUUCAGCGUUUCUUAUUGCGUUUGUGUUUCUGCAUUGCUUGAAGUUGGAAGGUUGGAAAGCUGUGAAGAACCACAACUAUUGGUUGUUGGGCCUGCUUCUCUGUAACAUGGUGUCUCUUGCUGCAAUCUUCAUUGCCCUCAUUUUCCGAAUUGGCAUUGAAGGUUCUGACCGUUCCGCAGUGGCGGCUUCAUGCACUGUGCCUGUCCUGCUUCUGACUUUGAUUCCACCAUUCGCUGUUCAGAAGUUAGGCUUCUUGUUUUCUGACUGUUUCCAAAAAGAGAUGGAUAUUUGGAAAUGGACUGUAUUUGGACUGCAUGUCAUUGUGAUCAUCAUCUCAAUCACUUUCUUAAUGUUAAUGAGUGAUCCAAACUAUCGAGGUUGUGACAGCAGCUUUAUAACCUGGAGAGUAUUCUUCGUAACAAUGAUCUGGUGUGCAGUGACCUUGCUGUUGUACUUUGUGGUCCAUUGGGGGAGGAAGAAAGAAACAAGCCAAGCCACACCUUGUGAAGUAGAACAGAAUAUAGAAGAGUCGCAGCCUUUGUGAACUAUCAGACCAGGUCACAAAGAUGAACCCAAAUCUCUUCAGAUCAAUUAGAACAGGCACAGCAACAACCAUCUUCUGAUGUCAUUUAGAGUACAAAUUCUUGCAUCCCAAUGACCCUGUUGUAGACUGGAGACUGAGAAAUCUUUCUUGCCAAAUCUUUCUACUGCGGUGCUGUAAAUAGGCUUACCCUGGGCAAGAACAAUAAAGUACGCAAUUCUCCUUCUCUCAGCUCUCAGCAGGAAAUUCAAUCCUCGGCAAUCUGGCAGAAUUUUCAUUAGCACCAGAAUCAUCGCUCCAGGUGCUGAGAGAAUAGGUGGAGAGAGACUUUCUCCCCAGGAACAUGUACACCCAACAUUUACAGGGACUUGUGGUCAUACAACUCACUGGCACGCAAUGUCUACAUCGUGUGUGUUUCACCAAGAUGGUCCUGACUGAAAUUCGUGACCUCAGAUUUUAGCUCCCACAAAUGCUUGGAUUGUUGUGUCUGAGAUUCUGAGCUUCAUGAUCAUUCCAGUAUGCGCGGCGGCUGAUGCCUGCUAGAACUCACAAGUGGCUGCCUGCUGCUGUCUGAGGCCAGAGACAUUCACCAAGGUUCCCUUAGACAAGAAGAACCUCUCCUGCAGGUAAACAGACAAACAAGAGAUUCUGCUUUUUCAAGUACGUGAAGGGUAGGAGGAUGGUUAGGGUGAAGGUAGGUCCGAUUAAGGACAAAGGUGGGAGAAUUUGCCUGGAGGCGGCGGAAGUGGGAGAAGUUCUGAAUGAGUACUUCUCUUCGGUAUUCACCAGGGAGAGGGGUCUUGAUGAUGCGGAAGGGAGUGCUGGUAGGGGUAAUGUUCUCGAGGUUGUUGAUAUCAAGAGAGAGGAUGUGUUGAAGUUGUUAAAUAAUAUUCAGACAGAUAAAUCUCUGGGGCCUGACGGGAUUUUCCCCAGGCUGCUUUGAGAGGCUAGGGAGGAGAUUGCUGAACCGCUGGUAAGGAUCUUUGAGUCCUCGUUGUCUACGAGGGUGCUGCCGGAGGAUUGGAGGGUUGCGAAUGUGGUCGUUCAAAAAAGGUAAUAGGGAUAGGCCAGGGAAUUAUAGACCGGUGAGUCUCACGUCUGUGGUGGGUAAGCUGUUAGAAAGGAUUCUAAGGGAUAGGAUUUAUGAACACCUUGAGGAUCAUGGACUGAUUAGGGACAGCCAGCAUGGCUUUGUGAAAGGAAGAUCUUGCCUCACAAGUCUGAUAGAGUUCUUUGAGGAGGUGACCAGGAAGAUUGAUGAGGGAAGUUCGGUGGAUGUGGUUUACAUGGAUUUUAGUAAGGCAUUUGAUAAGGUUCCUCAUGGUAGGCUUCCUUGGAUCCCUUGGUCAGAGGCCAAGGGAUCCAAGGAAGCUUGGCUGUGUGGAUUAGGAAUUGGCUUGCAUGUAGAAAGCAGAGGGUUGUGGUGGAAGGAGUGCCCUCGGAUUGGAAGGCAGUGACUAGUGGUGUCCCGCAGGGAUCAGUUCUGGGACCUCUACUUUUUGUGAUAUUUAUAGAUGACUUAGAUGAGGGGGUGGAGGGCUGGGUUAUUAAGUUUGCAGACGAUACUAAGAUAGGCAGUGUUGUGGAUAGUGUGGAGGGCUGUUGGAGCUUACAGAGGGAUAUUGAUAGGAUGCAGAGCUGGGCUGACAAGUGGCAGAUGGAGUUCAAUCCGGAGAAGUGUGAGGUGGUACACUUUGGAAGGACAAACUCCAGGGCAGAGUACUGGGUAAAUGGCAAGGUACUUGGCAGUGUGGAGGAGCAGAGGGAUCAGGGGGUUCAUAUUCACAGUUCAUUGAAAGUUGCCUCACAGGUGGAAAGAGCAGUUAAGAAGGCCAAUGGGAUGUUGGCUUUCAUAAAUCGCGGGAUUGAGCUUAAGAGCCGCGAGGUGAUGAUGCAGCUUUACAAAACUCUAGUUAGGCCACACUUAGAGUACUGUGUUCAGUUCUGGUCGCCUCAUUAUAGGAAGGAUGUGGAGGCAUUGGAGAGGGUGCAGAGGAGAUUUACCAGGAUGCUGCCUGGAUUGGAGAGUAUUGAAUAUGAGGAGAGGCUUAAGGUGCUAGGGCUUUAUUCACUGGAAAGGAGGAGGAUGAGAGGAGACAUGAUAGAGGUAUAUAAAAUAUUGAGAGGAAUAGAUAGAGUAGACAGUCAGCGCCUCCUUCCCAGGGCACCAAUGCUCAAGACGAGAGGUCAUGGCUUUAAGGUUAUGGGUGGGAGGUUCAGGGGAGAUGUCAGAGGGAGGUUUUUCACCCAGAGAGUGGUUGGUGCAUGGAAUGCACUGCCUGGGGUGGUGGUGGAGGCAGAUACAUUGAACAGGUUCAAGAGCUUGUUGGAUAGGCAUAUGGAGGAACGUGAGAUAGAGGGAUAUGCGGGAGGAAGGGGUUAGGUAGUGUGAGGGUGGUCUGAUGGACGGCACAACAUGGUGGGCCGAAGGGCCUGUUUUGUGCUGUAUGGUUCUAUGGUUCUAUGGAAUCUGGAGCAAUGUACACAAAAUGCUGGAGGAACUCAGCAGGUCAAGCAGCAUCAAUGGAGGGAAAUAGUUGACAUUUUGGGUCAAGACCCUUCAGCAGGACAUUUUUCUGAUAAAGAUUCCCUGCAGGUCAUGUUUUCCCCCAACCUGUGCAAGUCCCUCUGGGCCCCUGCCAGCUCUCUCCCUAUUCAUAUGUUGCAGCCUGUGUACAUGUCAUUCCAUUUACAUUAAUGCAGCAUGACAUCAGUUUCCAUUUUCUUACACUCCCUGUGUAAGAACAAUGUAGCAGCAGGGAAUUUCAACUUCCCCAAUAAUAACUAAGAUCACAAAAACAAAAGAAAAUAGGAGCAGGAGUAGACCACCUCAAGCAAAGUGACCCUUCAUGCCUGCCCAGCCAUUCAGUAUGAUCAUGGCUGAUCUGCCCCAGGCCUGGGCUCCUUCUUUGCAGCAGCUUCUGUAGCUGUCAAUUCCCCAAUCUUUGAAAAAAUUAUCUACCUCCACUUUAAAUACUUCAAAUGCGUUAGUCUGCACAACUCUGUGGAGCAGAGAAUUCCUGAGAUUCACUGUCUUCUGCAAGAAGAAGUCUCUGCUUACCUUGGUUUUGAAUGACCGCUCCUUAUCUCGAAACUAUCUCCCAUUGAGAUUCUCCCAUGAGUGAAAACAUCUGGACAUUUACCCUGUCAUGGCCACUUAGCAUAUUGUGUAUCACCCUUCAUUCUUCUGAACUCCAAAGAAUACAGACCCAACCCAUUUAGCCCCUCUUGAUAGGAUAGCCCUCCUAUUCCAGUAACUAGCCCAGUGAAUCGCUUUUGGACGGCCUCCAAAGGUACUCCAUCCUUUAGGUAAGGAGACCAAAUCUGUGCACAGUGCUCCAGGUGAGACCUCACCGAUACCCUGUACACCUUAGUGUGAAAGGCUUAGAGGAAAGGGAAUUUUUAAAGUGCAUCCAGGGAAGUUUUUUUGAGCCAGUAUGUAGAUAGUCCUACUAGAGAAGGGAUAGUACUGGACCUAAUCUUAGGGAAUGAAGCUGGGCAAGUGGCUGCAGUGUAGAUGGGUGAGAAUUUUGGACAAAGUGACCAUAGGUUCCAUGGUAGUGGAGGAAAGGGAUAAAGGUGGUCCUGAAAUUAAGGAUCUACAGUGGGGGAAGGCCAACUUCAAUCUGAUAAAUUGGGAUCCCUCAAAAGUAGACAGGGAGCAGCUACUUGUGGGUAAACCCUGUAUCCAACAUGUGGGAGUCUUUAAAAAGUGAAAUAAUGAGAGUGUAGGGGCCAACGUGAAAGGUAAGGAAGGCAAGUCCAGAAAACACUGGAUGUCAAGGGUUAAUGAGGGUUCAAUUUUUAAAAAAUGAAGGAAGCAUUUAGCAGGUAAAGAACACGGAAAAUGGUGAAGGUCCUUCAGGAGUACAGAAUGUGUGUGGAGGGGGGUUAUUUAAAAGAAGUGGAGGGACAAAGAGACAUCAUGAAGUAUCACCAGUGGGAAAGAUUAAAGAAAACCUCAAGUCAUUUUAAAAGCAAGUGGGCAAUCAGGCAAAGAGUAGGGCCUGUCAGGGACCAAAGGGGCAAUCUGUGUGAAAGCAAGAGGAUAUGGGCGAGGUCUUAAAUGAAUACUUCACAUUUGUAUUCAUGAAGGAGAUACUUUAAUUGCAGAUUUCAAAGACGGAGAUGGAAAUUCUAGAUUCGUCAACAUUAAAAAAGCAGAUGCAUUAGAUGGCUUAGUGGAUAUAAAGGUGGAUAAAUUCCCAAGGCCUGAUGAGAUGUAUCUUGGGCUGCUAUGAGAAGCAAGGGAGGAAGCUGCUGCAGCUGUGACAGAAAUCUCCAAACCUUCACUGGCCACAGGUGUGAAGGUGCCACAGGAUUGGAGAACAGCGAAUGUGGUAGGUAUAUUCAAGAAGGGGUUACUCAGGUCAGUGUGUAGGGAAGUUACUGGAAAACAAAAUCUGAGGGGCAGGAUUAAUCUACGCUUGGAAAGGCAAGGGCUUCAUCAGGUGGAGUCAGCAUGGCUUUGUUAGUAGGAGAUCCUGUCUGACUUUUUUUAAAGAAGAGUGAGGGCAAUGGGAUUGAUAUCUAUGUGAACUUCAGUAAGGCAUUUGACAAGGUCCCACAUGGAAAGUUGGGUCGAUCAGGUGGUGAAGAAGAUAUGCGGGAUACUGGCCUUCAUUUGCCAGGGCACAGAAUACAAGAGCAUGGAGCUGAUGGCACAACUUCAUAAAGCUUUGAGUAGUCCACAGGUGGAGUAUUGUGUGCAGUUCUGUUUGCCACACAAUAGGAAGGAUGUGAUUGCUUUGGAUACCAAGUAGAGGAGACUUACCAGGAUGUUGCCAGGGAUGGAACAUUUCAAAUUUCAAGUUUGUUGUUGUCAUAGGCAUAGAUACAUAGGGUAUAAAUGCCAUGAAAAUUAGCUCUUUGCAGCAGCAGCACAGUACAUUACAAACAGGACAAACAUGUUAACAUAAACUUUAAUUAACAUAAAUUAAACAAAAUUUAAACAUGCACAAAAAUAAAAAUAAACAACAACUCUAGUGCAAGAUUGAGAGAGGGAGAGAAAAAGUAUCGUACAAAGUAGUGUUAGGUUUUUCAGAUCAGUUCAAGAACCUGAGGUGUGGGUUUUCAGGCUCCUGUACCUCCUGCCUGAUGGCAGCAUCGAGAAGAGGGCAUGGCCCGGAUGGUGGGGGUCCCUGAUAAUGGAUGUCAACUUUUUAAGACAUUGUCUCUUGUAGAUGCCCUUAAUGGUGUGGAGAGCUGUGCUCAUGAUGGAGCUGGCUGAGUCCACCACUCUCUGCAGCCUUGUGUUCCUGUGCAUGGGAAUUUCCAUACCAGGCAACCAUUCACUGUACAAAUGUGGAAGUUUGUCAAAGUCUUCAAGGACAUGCUGAAUUUCCUUAAACUUCUAAGAAAGUAGAGAUGCACACUGGUUGUAUCUACGUGCUGGGCCCAGAUGUUGACACCCAGCUUGAAGCUACUCACCCUUUCCACUGCAGACCCUUCAACAAGGACUGGUGCAUGUUCGCCUGACUUCCCCUUGGUCUUGUUGACGUUGAGUGCAAGAUUGUUGUUACGACACCAUUCAACCAGCUGAUCUAUCUCACUCCUGUACACCGCCUUGUCACCAUCUGUGAUUCUGCCAACAACAGUGCUGUCAUCAGCGAAUUUGUAGAUGGCUUUGGAAUAUUUCAUUUCUGAGGAGAGACUGGAUAGGUUGGGUUUGUUUUCCCUUGGAGUAGAGGAGACUGAGGUGUAUGCCCGAUGUGGGUAUACAAAAUUAGGAGAGGCAUAGAUAGGCGAGAUGGUAAGGAGCUUUUCCCCAUAACAGAGAUGUCUAAAACCAGAGGGCACAGAUUUCAGCUAAGAGUGUUACAGAGGAUCUGAGGAAUUUUGUUUUUGACCAGAGGAUGGAUGCAGUUUGAAAUCCACUUCCUAAGUGGGUGGUGGAGGUCCAUUCACAAUAUUUGAAAAAUACCUGGACAAGCACUUGAAUUUCCACAGUGUAACGGGCUAUGGACCAAGUGCUGGGAAAAUGAUCUUCCUGGGACAUUGGCACAACAGUCAAUGUGAUUUCAGUGAUGGCAGAAAAUAGGAAUGGAUUUUCCAUGGUUGGUUUCUGUCUUCCCAACUCUGGUCUUGCAUUGUGUGCUUUCAAUGCACUGUUAAAGUUUGGGUAAUGACUCCAGGUAGAAGAUAAGAAUUGGAAGAAUGGGCCUUUUUGAGGCUGGAAGGAUGUAGCUAGCAGAGUGUCCCACAGAUCCGUUCUUUACUAUUGAUUAUUUUGUAUUUAUUAUAUUUUGUAUUUAUUAUUCACCAGAUGUUCUUGUGUGUGAAUCACAAAAUGUUAACAAGCAGAUGCAGCAAGUGGUUAGGAAGGCAAAUAGCAUUUUGUCCUUCAUUGCAAAAGGGUUGGGGUUUAGAAAUGGGGAAAUAUAAUUGUACAGGUUGUUAGUGAGCCCUCACCUGAAGUACUGUGCACAGCUUUAAUCCCCUUAUUUAAGAAAGGAUGUACAAUAAAACUCUGAUAAUACGGCAACCUUGAGACUUUGGUCAUACAGGGUCGGCAGAUUUUCUGGACUAUUGGAUAUUAUUAAUACACCAACACAUUUCAGUUCACUUUGGAAUGUUACAUAGUAUUAUAAUAAAUUUCCCAGUAAACCUGGUUAAGUUUGAAGGAAGCGAGGUAAUGGGACACCGGGAAGUUGAAUGGGAGUGUGAAAGGCAGUGGAUAGAAGGGAGCUAGGGAACCAGAGCCCAGAUGAGUGGGAAGGUAGUGCGGGAUCCAAGACCCGUCAGUUGGAAGAAAGUACAGGAAGGAGGGGGCCCCAGUGAGUUGGAACAGGAGUGUGGGAAAUAUUACUCCAGUGAGUUAAUACUGAACCAUGGGGAUUUAUAAAUGGUUGGAUACCAGAUUAUCAAUGUUUUACUGUAUAGAUGUUGGAGGCAGUCUUAAAGAGAUUCAUUCCUGUGAUGAAAGGGUUGUCCUAUCAGGAGCGGUUAAUGGUGGAUCUGUGCUCUUUGGAGUUUAGGUGAAUGAGGGGUGAUCUUAUUGAAACACAAGAUCCUGAGGGGGCUUGAUAGGGUAGAUGUCGAGAUGUUUCUAUUAAUGGGAGAGUUUCAAAUGAGGGGACACAGUUGCAAGAUAAGGGGCAGUCCCUUAAAACCAAGGUGCGCAGAAAUUCCUUCUGCCCAGAGGGUGGUGAAUCUCUGGAAUUCUCUUCCCCAGAGGGUUGUGGAGGCCGGAUCACUGGGGGUAUUUAAAAAGGAGGUGGAUAAGUAUUUGAAGGAAUGGGGAACUGAGGGCAAUAGGGAACUGGCCCAGAAAUAAUACAGCACAGAAACAGGCCCUUUGGCCCAACUCGUCCAUGGCAGCCAAGGUGCCCAGCUAAGCUACUCCCAUUUGCCUGUGUUUGGCCUGUAUCCUUCUAUACCUUUCCUGUCCAUGUACCUGUGAAAAUGUGUUUCAGAUGAGGCUCAGGGAAGAUCUACCCCGAUCUUGUUGAAUGGUGGGGCUGGCCUGAUGGGCAGACUGCUCCUGUUUUCUUGUCAUAGAGUCACAGAAACAUACAGCACACAAACAGGCCUUGACUCACCAGGUCCACUUGACCUUUGUUACGGACUCAGUGAAAGUCCCUUUAAGAUAGAGAGUGUGUGUGUAUGUGUGUGUGGGGCGUGCUUAUGUCAAUAGAAGAUAAAGGACGUAAUGACGUUAUUGAAGAAGUCAGAAGAAGAGAGAGAGAGGAGAGAGAGAGAAAGGAGAGAGACACCAGACUGCUAGUGUUCUCUAUCGAUGGAUGAGAAACAAUAACUGUGUCUGCCACAGAAAUCCAUGUAUGGAAAUUGGAAGUAAUCCGGUGGAGUUCACUUUGUUGCUGACCUGUAGAAGGAAACAGGUAUUUGUGUGUGGACGACCACGAUUCGGAUGCUUUUGGGGGUGAGGAAGUCACUACCGAGUAAACACUGAAGUGUCGCUGGGGUUCCAUCGUGGAACAUUUGGAUUUCGUAUGUACUCUCUCUAUGUUUCUCUACGUCUACGUCUUAUCUUCAGACAAUGGUGGUUGUUGAAGAAGCCCUUGCUCAUGUUUCACCUUAUGGCUUGCGGAACUGAACUUUAAGAACCAUUCAGGAACUGGGAGUUUUGGACUUUGUCACACACACACAAAGAGUUUAGUUUUGGGGUUAACAUUCAAAGUUUAACAUUUUUGAAUUCUAACAUACUAACGUUUUUACUUUUAUUUUACGUAUUAUCAUAAGUAGUGAUUAAUA
Pristis pectinata (smalltooth sawfish) is the source of this 9880-nucleotide messenger RNA. RefSeq names its product hepatocyte cell adhesion molecule-like. The coding region runs from base 467 to 1669 and encodes 400 amino acids. Lineage: Eukaryota; Metazoa; Chordata; Chondrichthyes; Rhinopristiformes; Pristidae. The record is from RefSeq and is a predicted model, not a curated record. The transcript is spliced from 10 exons.